Messenger RNA from Fusarium subglutinans, 855 nucleotides. RefSeq lists its product as uncharacterized. The coding region runs from base 1 to 855 and encodes 284 amino acids. The transcript is spliced from 8 exons. NCBI's taxonomy places the organism in Eukaryota, Fungi, Ascomycota, Sordariomycetes, Hypocreales, Nectriaceae. The record is from RefSeq and is a predicted model, not a curated record.
AUGCAGGCCAAUAAGGUGGACCCAAGGCUGUGGUUACAGAACAUGCAGCAGUGGCAAGUCGGGCCUGUCCCGGAGUAUGUCUACACCAACUCUCAUCAGCCAACCGAGAUGCACAACCCUCACCAGUACCAGAACGACAUGACUCGUCGUCCUGAGAACAUGGAAUUCCGCUACGGCGCCCCUCAACCUAAUAUGGCACCGCAGCAACAACAGCAACCCCAACAGCAGCAGCAGCAGCAACAUCACCCGGCGCCUGUUCAACCUCCUCCCAUGAACGUUCCUCAGCAGCCUCCAAACGGUGCUGCACCUCAGCAAGUACCUACUCCCUCUCCAGCGCCAGCUGGUCGGUCACGAAAGAGGCCGGCACCUGGUGCCGCUGGACCCCCGGCCACAGCUGCUCCUCCUGCCCCUGUCACCCCAUCUCAAGUUCAACCUCCUGUCGCAGCUCCUCCCCCACCCCAGGCGGUUCCUCAACAACCACAACAAGUCCAGACAGAUGAUGCGAACGCAGCACCAGUUGCGCCUCCACCGGCCAAGAAAAGCCGGACCAACACCCCUUGGACACCACAAGAAGAGUUGCGACUGAAGCAAAUGCGGGAUGCCGGCAACAGCUGGGCAGAGAUUGCCAAGACUUUCCCUACCAGGACAGAAGGAUCUGUCAAGAAGCAUUGGUACAAGGACAUGCAUUAUGCUGAGUUUGCUGAGGACGAGAGCCAAGCGUUAUUGAACGCCAUCAAGGAGUACGAGAACAACAAGUGGAAGUCAAUUGGGCAGAAGGUCAACAAACCUGCCAAGGCUUGCGAACAGUACGCCAAAGAACACUUUCCAGAUUUGUUCCCUAAUUCCAAGAGAUAG